This is a messenger RNA of Amphiprion ocellaris (clown anemonefish), 6603 nucleotides long. It is a transcript of the gene nlk1, whose product is annotated as nemo-like kinase, type 1. Gene Ontology annotation, biological process: intracellular signal transduction; protein phosphorylation. The transcript is spliced from 12 exons. Gene Ontology annotation, cellular component: cytoplasm; nucleus. Gene Ontology annotation, molecular function: MAP kinase activity; ATP binding. The coding region runs from base 445 to 1872 and encodes 475 amino acids. The record is from RefSeq and is a predicted model, not a curated record. Lineage: Eukaryota; Metazoa; Chordata; Actinopteri; Pomacentridae.
CCCACCCGGCUCCGCAGCUCCUCCUCCACCGCUAACCAGCUAGCCGUGGCUGCAAAACGCAACCACAAGUCCGGCUGGGAUUAAAGAGAAGCUCCGCUGGAUGAGCCCACUGCCAGAACCCAGCAGAACCUCCUGGCCGUGCGGGACUCUCCGGUUCUGGGUGACACGGAGCGAUGGACAGCUAGCGGGCAGACGGCAGCUAGCUGCGGCGAGAGCUAGCUAACGAUCCGGCUAGCUCCGGCAGCCGGGGCGACGAGCACCGAACUCGGCUUUUUUUUCGCCCGUUUUGACGUCUGUUUUCGUGCCAUGCCAUCAAACUUUCAACCGAGCUAGGAGGCCGAUGGGUCCAGCAGAGUGAGGAGCUCCGAGCCGAGCCGGGAGCAGCAGCAGCGUCUUGGUGCCGCUCCGAUCCAGUGGACCGUGCGUGGGUUCGGUGAGCGGAGGAUGGCCUUCCACGGAGCAGGCCGGCAGACCGUGUGUGGAGAUCUGUUCCCGGGCUCCGAGCUGGGCCACAAGUACUUCUGUGUCAACUCCUCCUGCGGAGCUCCAUCCACGGGCCUCAGCGCCACGCCGUGCCUGACCGGACCCACCGCCCCGGCCGGGACCCCCCGUCACCCCACGGCUCUCGGAGGCAGCGCCGGCGGCGGAGCGGCGGUGCCUCAGCCCUACAGCAACCCGGCCAGCGAGGUGCCGAGUCCCGCAGAGAUGGAGCCGGACCGGCCCAUCGGUUAUGGCGCAUUUGGAGUCGUCUGGUCGGUGACUGAUCCUCGCGACGGGCGGAAGGUGGCUCUGAAGAAGAUGCCGAACGUCUUUCAGAACCUGGUGUCCUGUAAGAGGGUCUUCAGAGAGCUGAGGAUGCUGUGCUUCUUCAAACACGACAAUGUUCUGUCGGCUCUGGACAUCCUGCAGCCUCCACAGAUCGACUGCUUCGAGGAGAUAUACGUGAUCACGGAGCUGAUGCAGAGCGACCUCCACAAAGUGAUCGUGUCUCCUCAGCCUCUAACCACCGACCACAUCAAGGUCUUCCUCUACCAGAUCCUCAGAGGUUUGAAGUAUCUUCACUCUGCUGGGAUUCUGCACAGAGACAUUAAACCUGGAAACCUGCUGGUCAACAGCAACUGUCUGCUGAAGAUCUGUGACUUCGGUCUGGCCCGUGUGGAGGAGCCCGACCCGUCGCGUCACAUGACCCAGGAGGUGGUGACUCAGUACUACAGAGCUCCGGAGGUUCUGAUGGGCUGCCGACACUACGGGUCGGCCAUCGACGUCUGGUCAGUGGGCUGCAUCUUCGCCGAGCUGCUGGGACGACGAAUCCUCUUCCAGGCUCAGAGCCCCAUCCAGCAGCUGGAUCUGAUCACAGAUCUGCUCGGGACGCCUCCUCUGUCGGCUCUGGCUUCGGCCUGUGAAGGAGCUCGAGCUCAUAUCCUGAGAGGACCUCACAAACCGCCGUCGCUGUCGGUUCUCUACAUGUUGUCUGAUGGAGCCACACAUGAAGCUGUUCACCUGCUCUGUAGGAUGCUCGUCUUUGAUCCGGCUAAAAGGAUCUCCGGCAGCGACGCCCUGUCCCACCCCUACCUGGACGAAGGUCGUCUCCGUUAUCACACCUGCAUGUGUCAGUGCUGCUACUCGGUUCCCAGCGGACGAGUUUACACCCGAGACUUCGAGCCGGUGGCCGAGCGUCCGUUCAGCCACAGCUACGAGAACAGUCUGCUGUCUGUGUGGCAGGGAAAAGAGUUGAUCCAUCGCUUCAUCACGGAGCACCAGCAGGGAAAACGAGUGCCGCUGUGCAUCAACCCUCAGAGUGCUGCCUUCAAGACCUUCAUCAGGUCGACUGCUUGGCACUCGUCUAAAGUGUCCAGGAAGGAGGAGAGAUGAACGACAGCAGCUCGACGAAGGAUUUAAAUCGGCCGCAGCGUCAGAAAAAUGCCGAAGAGUUUGGGUCUUCUCUCUGUUUUUGUUUUCGUGAAAAAAUAUCCCCUCCUCCCAUCCCACAAAAAUAACUUUCCUCGACCCGAACCCCACCGAUGCUCGAGGCCAUUUUCGGUGCUGAUUUACAUUUUAAAAAACCACAAAAAAAUGCUGCUGAAGUGCUCGAGGAGGAAACGGACCGUUUGUAGAGACUUUCCUGAUGGUUUUAACUGUUUGGUAGAUUUAGUUGGUUUUUGAAGUCAUUCCAGCUCGGUGCGACGCGCUUCAGUUUGACACUCAGCAGGACGUCAUCGCCGCCAAAACCACCACCUUUUAACGCCAAACGCCGCCAAGGUUUCCUCCCUUUUUUUUUUUUGACAUUUGAACACAUCACUCACUGUGUUUUUAGUCGCUCCACACGGCGACAUUAAUGCAAUUUAGCAGAUGUAGCAGGUUUUCCAGGAGUUUCUGCGUGUACAGUUUGUUUUCUCCAUUAACGGAUUAAUCAGGAAUUCAUCCCGUUUCUACUGUCAGUGUUUUAGAAAAAAAAAUGUUUCUGCUCUUAGAAAUAUGCCAAAACUGUUUGGCGGCUUCUUCUUCUUUCCUUCGAACUCGCCUCAGAAGUGUUUUCAUUUUCCUCCAGGAAGCAGCGACGACGUGUUUUUUUUUUUUCUUUUUUUCUUUUUAAAUCUCUUAAUUUAUUGUGUGUCUGUUGAAGAGCGAGUGUCUCCACCUUUUGUGUCUCUUUUACCUCAAACUCCCGAAGAAGAAACAGAAACUGGAGGGUUGAAAUGUGCAUAUCUACGAACUGUCUCUGACGUCAUUCCUCCCGUUACCUCGCUCCUCGGCUCUGAAUCACAGCAAGAAGGAUGAAAUGCUGCUGCUUCUGUUUGAACUCUGGACUGUGAUGAGGACGCUCCAGAAGCUGCUUUUUUCCAACAAACGUUACAGGAAACUCCAUUUACCAAAAGCUACCAGGACUUAAAGCUGCAGGAACCAGAGUCUAAAUUAAGUUCUGAGGAGAUUCUGGAAACUAUUUUACCCACAAACCAUCCUGAUCAGAGCUUCUACCAUCUGAACAUCUCAGCCUCAUUUGUAAAAUCAGUUUAUAUACUUAACUAUUUUUUGAAUCUGUUCUGCCGCCACGUUUCCAACAUCUGGAGGUUGUGAACCACUCAACACUUAAAGUACUGAUGAGUAAUAUGUAUUGGUGGAUCAAACAUCAGCAGCUUCACAACCUCCAGAAGUUUAAGUUUUAAAAUAAAUUUUUGCUCAUUGCUCUGAAAGCUGUAAACAGUUAAUGCAGCAUUUAAUGAAAGCUGAAAAUAAUGAUUAUUUGUAUCGCCAAAUUAUUCAUCCAUCAGCUGUUUGUUUCUAAGGUAUCAGAAAAUGAUGAAAAUAGUUUCCUCAAAUCCCAAAGAUCUUCACUUUACUGUCAUAGAGGAGGAAAGAAACCAGAAAAUGUUCCAAGUUUAAGAAGAUGCAAUCACAGAAUUUGUUGUUUUUCCUAAAAAUGUACUCAAACUGACCUGAUUAUCAAACCGCUUGGCGAUUAAUUUAUUAAUUGUUGCAGGUUGUUGGUUCAUUCUUUCCCUCAAAAACAACAAAAAAAAAAAACUCCAACUGAACGUCGCAUAACAACCCAUGAGACAGAAAUUGAUCCUGAUUGUAAAAUCUGCUGGAUAUUGGGGCUAAAAAUCUAAAUUGGAGAUUUUAUGAAUGGAGUUUGGUUUGAUCAAGGUUAUUGACUGUUUUUCCCUAAAAGGUUUCGUUUCAUGAAAAAAAAAUCUGCUGGAGGCGACCAAAUCGGAGCUAAAAAUCUGGAUUCAUUCUCUGUCUGGGUUUAAAUCCGAGCGCUUUUUUUGGUGAAGGUUCAUUUUAGCACUGUUGAAUAAUCAAGUAGUUUUUGAUCAAAAUAUGGUGAAAAAUGUCCCCAAAUGUCCAAAGAUCUUCAGUUUACUGUCGCAGAGGAAGAAAUAAAAUGAAAAAAAAUUACAUUUAAGAAGCUGAAAUCACAGAAUUUAGAUGGUUUUUACCUAAAAAAUGACUCAAACUGAUCCAAUUAUCAGACCAGCUGGCGAUCAGUUUAAUCGAUUAAUCGUUCCUCAUUGGCUCCUUCAGUUUCAGACGUUUGGCCCCUUUUUUCGACCCUUUCCGAACCUCAGGAACUCUUCAGUCCGGAUCAGUGUGUUUGUUUUCUGUGACUCUCUGGAGGAACCUUCGGCUCCCGGUUCACGUUUCUUGGGAGAAUUUGUCGGCGGCUCCCGAGCAUCCUCGUCGGAGCUUUUUUGGGAACCUGAAACCUCAGCUGGUCUCCGUGGCAACACCGAGGCGACUUGUAUAUCUGCAUGUGUAUAUUUAUUCCCCGUGGAGAAGCAUUAGGGUUUGAAUGCUGUGCAAUGGUUGUCGACAAAAAAACGUACAUUUUGUGCUCCUUUUAUUUAAUUCAUCUUAGGAAGUGAUUUUAUUAGGAGUUCUGUUCUUUAUUUUUCUGUUCUUCUGUUGUGAAUUAGACUUUUUAUGGAGUUCGGAGGCGUUUUGACAACUGUUCCCUGAAAAUAUUAAAGCCUUCUGGUGGUUUAAAGCAGCAGCGUUUCAAAACGGCUGCUUGUUCCUCAAAUCUGCUCCUUUGCAUUAAAUUCAUGUAUUUGAAACUCAGUGAUUUUCACCCAAUAAGCUUCAUAUUUUUGCUCUGAAACGUGAUUGUUGAGUGACGUUUGUCUUCAUUUUUCUGCUUUGCAAGUGCUCAAGACGUGAAUUAGGACCUUAAAAAAUGAUUGCAUUCAUUUUUUGUUAUUUUAAAUCUCGUAAAAAUGACAUUUAUGUGCUGCUCAUCUGUGUUUAUAUUUAAGUUUCUCCUCCUGAAAUGCUGACUUUUGGUGUUUCUGGUAAAUUUUGGACUCUGACUCUCUCUCUUUGAAACAUUUUCUGUGUAAAAUAUGUGAAAUUUCCUCAUAAUAUACUAAACAUUACCUGAUAUUUUCUGCAAAAAAUGUAAACUGUUUGUCGCACUUAAGUUUUCCAAAGAAAUAAUAACAAAUGAAACAUUAAAAGUAAAAAAACGAUUCAUAAACAGGACAAACAACUUUAAAAUCAGGAUUCUGAAUAGUUUCAGUUACAAAAUGACACAAACUUGUGAGGAAAAUUCUAACUUUUCUGAACAAAUUCAGUUUUUAAAAGCCUCAAAAAUUCAGUUUCAGUUCUGUCUGAUUAAAAUUCCAUCCAGAGGUUCAUAAAUAAUCCUAAUUUUCUGCAUUUAUUUAUUUCAUUUUUGGAAUAAAUCAAACCAAAGAUGCUCAGUCCAAAACAGCACCAACGUUUAUUGGAAAAGAAACUGAGAAUAGUUCUAUUUUUGUCAAUAAUUGAGUCGUGAAAGUCACGUUUUCUUAAAAGAUUUUGAAUUGGAACGUUUCGACAUAAAUCAGCUUGUUUGAAGACUUUUUCCAUUCAGCAGCACCAGCUUUCAGAGGUUUUAUUGUCUUUAGCAGGAAAAGCUUAAACUGGACUUUUUGUCUGGACUGUUUAAAGAAAAUGCAGAGGAAUUCAUUGAUGUUGGUUUGGAGUAAACAUUAAGUAAUUUGGAUUGAAUCAGUUUAAAACUAAAAAUGUGAAAUUGGAAAGCUGCUGUUGAGCAUUUUGACCAACUAAUCCACCAGUUAAACCUUUUAUUUUGUGUUUACAGGAUACAGAUUCCAAAUUAAAUUGUGUUUUAAUUGAGGGUUUUGGAAGCAGAAUGGUCUAACCUACAAAAAAAUCUGAGUUUUAUGUCAUUUCUUUCAUAUCUUACGGUCUAGAUUUUAGUGGCCAACCUACAACCCAAACACAGCGUUACAGUGAGAGUUAAACCAUUCUUCAUAACACAAAUCUUUAAACCUAUUUUUCUCAAAAUCUACAGAAAGUGGGUCAGACCACUCUGCUUCCAAACCCUUCAGACUGAAAACAAAUCACGUCCAGCAGGUUAAUCGGACUAAAACUAAACCAGGAUUUACACUGAAAUGUUGUCAGCAGCUUCCUGAAUAUUUCCCAUCUUUAAAGAUAAUUUGUCUUCAGAACAUGUUUCCUGUUGCACAUUAGUGGCACAUAAAUGACAUUUUUACAAGACGAUGUUGCUUGAAAAAACAUUUAUUUUGCCCCUAAUCCCACAAACAUCCAGUUGACAGUGACACUGAAAGCUGUAAAUGUACGCUUAGUUUGCAACAACACAUUAAUCUGCAUAAAAUUAGGUGCUAAAUUAGCUAAAAAUGCAUGAAUUUGGUGCAGAAAUGAGCGAUUUGAGGCUGAGGUUUGGGUUUUAGGGAGCAGCUGACGCAGAGUUCUUCCUCCGACUCGUCCUCCUUUCCUGUCGUUGUGUUUAGUGGAUCCUUCCAGGUUAGCUUCAACUAGACGACCUGAGUUUGGUCUUUUUCCUCCGAUCUCCGCUCUCAGAUCAGCCGCCGUGCUGCGUUCAGGAGCAGAGAGUUAGACUUCUACAGAAAGAAACUUGAUGUGUUAAUUAUUCUAAAUAUGAUGUUUUAAACUGAUGUUUUCUGUCUUUGUUUUAGCAAAAAGUUUUGGGGUUUUUUUGUGUUUUAUUUCUUGUUUUAAUUUUUUUUCUUUUUGACUUGUGUUCCCAACAAAUACUUGAAUUUCUUAAAAAAAUGUUUAGAGUUAAAGUAGUGAAUGACAAAUAAAUAAAUAAAUGGACACUGGAUAAUAUUC